AUCAUGGUUUCUUUUUAUGUGUUGCUGGUGCAUUGACUGUCUCCUGUGUGACACUUAGGCCUACAUGUCCUGUUGAAUGAUUGAACUUGACCGAUUAAUCACGUAGAAAUGGAAACUAUAGUUGCAAACGUGGACUGCUUGCGGUUUGAUUUGGAGACGGCGUUGGAGCAGCAAAUAGGAUCACAGCCAUUACCCUUCCCUGGGAUGGAUAAAUCAGGUGCAGCGGUGUGUCAGUUCUACAAGCAGAACAGCUGCAGCAAGGGGGCGAUGUGUCCCUACCGCCACGUUGGGGGUGAGAAAAGCGUGGUGUGCAAACACUGGCUGAGGGGGUUGUGUAAGAAGGGUGAUGAGUGCGAGUUCCUUCACCAGUACGACAUGACCAAAAUGCCCGAGUGUUUCUUCUUCACAAAGUUUGGUAUGUGUAGCAACAAGGAAUGUCCAUUUCUUCACAUCGACCCGGAGAGUAAAGUCAAGGAUUGCCCGUGGUAUGACAGGGGAUUCUGUAAACACGGUCCACUGUGUAAGAACCGACACGUGCGGCGGGUGAUGUGCCAGAAUUACCUCAACGGCUUCUGUCUGGAGGGACCUAACUGUAAAUUCCAGCACCCCAAGUUUGACCUGCCGGUGUUGGAAGCCAAGGAUAACAUCAAGAAGAUCGUUUGCCACAACUGCAAGGAGGUGGGCCACAAGGCAGCCAACUGUCCCAAGGGAUCGAGUGCCUGGGUGCAGCAAGGCAGACCAUCCGACAGGGCCAUCGGCGUGCUCGGCAUGGUGGACACAAAUGCUGGAGGUGGGACAGGUCAGCACCUAGGACAACCACACAGCAAUGGCCAGCCCAUCCGGCACUUCCGUAGCGCGGAAAAUAUCAAAUGCUUCAAGUGCGGGGAGCUCGGCCACUUUGCCAACAAAUGCCCCAAGGGAUAUCUGGCAUUCCUUAGUAACGCCAACAGUGACCAAGAGCAACAGCCCAACAGGCAGUAGCACCGACGAACAAACAAGCCGUCAUGGCCUGGCAUGACCUUGGCUUGGGAUUGAUGCAGCAAAACCACUGGAAUGUACAGCACGAUCAUCAUGGAUUUUUAAAUUGAACGAGCCGACUGCUGCAUGGCCAUUGCACAAGACUGUGCACAUGGCACAAUCAGGCAGCACUCUUAAAAGCCAUUUUGAAAAUGCACAGUGUCAUAGACAGUGUAUAAACAGCCCACAAGCAGCACCAGCUGGGCCAGUGGUGCGUGUGAGUCACACCAAAGUGCAUGUUCCAUCAUAUGACAUCAGGUGUCUCACCUUGAUUUAUCUAAUGGCUGUGCACUGGGGUACACACCAGCUUAUGCUAACACAGUUUGUGCUAUGAAUAUUAUCUGCUCUGCGCCUGACCUGAUGAGGGCGGUACAACAGAGCAGCAACACGCUGGGGAGGUAACACUCGGCUGGCUCUAAAUUUAAUCCAAGCCCUCCUGGGUAGUUUCAGCUGGGCACCCUGCCAGACGGAAGAGAGCUCCAUGGCCCAAGUCACUUCACUGCAAAGUGCACCAAGAUCAAACAGGUCAACUAUUUCCAAGGCCCAAUGGCCUCGGGGUAUUAAAGUUGCCGACCACCACAGGAUCCAAUGAUGUCGCUGUUCCAUGGGACUAGCCCCCAUUUUCUCAACACUAGCAUCCUAUUGGACGGCUGUUGGUUGCCUGGUGCAACUAGGUGAACAGGACACGUCUAAAUUGCAUGUGGCUCCAUCUGGAAGGGUUACGGUUACUCUUACCGUAUGUCCACCAUGUGGAUGUUCAUGCACUAGCAAGGAUAUGCCAACUCCUUGAAAAUGCACUUUCAACGGAUGGCGUUCUUUCACUGCGAGAUACAGCAAGUUUACACCUCACAGGGCGUACUCUCUGCCACACCACAAAAUGGUUAAACAUUGAUUUUCUUAAAUUCCAAAAAGGCAUAGUGAACCAAUCAGGUUCUCCUGUGUGAUCCCAAGCCUCCUGCGUGUAUGUUCACACAGGAAUCCGCAUCAGACUAGAGUGCAGGUUUUUAUCAUGGAAAUGUGUAAGCUGUAUGCGUAUGAAUCAUAGGGCUACGGCUGCAAAAGACACACACCUGUGAGUAGUGGCUACAGCUGCUAGUCGCUGGCUUUCUAUUUGUAGCCACAGCCACAACUUUGGGACACAGCCAUGCUUGUACAUGCUCAUGCAUCCAUGCAAGAUUGCCAAAAAAGGCCACUUUGAGGUCACUCUUCAAGUGGUAAACAGACAUAGUUAUCCAGAAAUCAAUGCUGACCACAGUUAGUGGAUCAGCGUUUAUUUGGCACAGACAAAUGCACAGCGAGUGACUGGUUUCAGAUUCCUUCAUCAUGGACUUCGGGAGGGGGGGGACCAGUGUAACAUUGAUUACACGUUCCCCACAGGUUUGUGGACCUAUAACAUCCAUCACUACAUACCAGAGAUAUGCUUUGCUGUGACGGAGCUGUAUUAUAUUUUAACAAAAAUCCACCACAGCGAGGACCACACAGGAAGAAAAACCUUGGUCUCCUGUGUCACAAAAUGAUUUCAGAGUUGGCUCUGAGAGUUGGCUCUGUAAAAUGUUAAUUGUGGGGAAUAAAUUCUGGUUUGAGUGACCAGUUUUGUACAAAUUGAGUGAA
Messenger RNA from Acanthaster planci (crown-of-thorns starfish), 2628 nucleotides. RefSeq names its product cleavage and polyadenylation specific factor 4 (gene cpsf4). The record is from RefSeq and is a predicted model, not a curated record. Gene Ontology annotation, molecular function: zinc ion binding; RNA binding. Lineage: Eukaryota; Metazoa; Echinodermata; Asteroidea; Valvatida; Acanthasteridae.